CCGGCUGCCUACCGCGCGCCGGAGUCCAGGCCGGCGCAGCCACGCGCGCCCGGAAAGCUGGGUGCCGGCGACCAGACGCUGGGGACUCUUGGCAGGAUCCCAUUUCGGUCGCUCCCCCGUUCCUUCUACCUCCCUUCUAAGCCAAACCCCGGGUCGCCGAGGGGAUUCUUUUACCACCCCUCCUUUCUCGACCCCCGCGGCGCGCGCGUACGGGGAUAGGCUGGCCUUUCUCCCUCUUCCCGCCCCUUUUUGCUUCUCCACCAAUCACUGCGAAGGGGUAUGUCUUGAUUUGUUUGGGUCUGCUUUUUUUUUUUUUUUUAUUGCUACCCCCCAGGAGGGAGAACCCGAGCCGGCUUCUACAGUGGGGCCUGCGCGCCUUCAGCACUCCGUCCUUUCUAGCUUUCUGCUCUGGGAAGAUCCUCCAGAGCAAGGUGGUCCCAGCAGCUCUUUCGCUCGCUUUCAUAUGCACGCACCGUAGCUGCCGAAAGUCGCCUUGAGGAAGGACGAGGUCGGAGAAAGAAUCACUUUAUAACCACAGAACGUCAGCGUGGAGCUAAGGACGAUUUGUUUACGGCUUAACUCAGCAGGAGCGAAGGCCGAGCUUCCACUUCUCCAAGCCCUAUUUUCUAUUUAUUGGGCGGCUCGAAGCGCCCAGUCUCCGCUCCCAUUGGAUGAUCAGGUCCGCCGGGAUUUAUUUUUUGCUCUGAUUGGGCGGCUCAGUCGGAGACGGUUUACACAUUGGUUCGCGCGGGGCGCGGGCCAGAGGAGGCGGGCCUGGUGGCUUUUUCCUUUCGGCGGGCGGGCACGGGCAUGGAGCCAUGAGGUGAUUGGAUAGUGGGGAGCGCGCGCGCGCCGGGGGCUCUGUAGUCAGGCCCUACCCCGGAGGGGGCAGGCGGCAUCGAGGUUGGUCCCUGCGGAAGGCUCGGGUGCCGGCCACUGCCUGGACCAGGUCCCCGAAGUCCUGGUUCUGCUCCUCCUGACAGCGGCGGCCGCCGCAGCAUCAGCACCAACCGGCAAGCAGUAUCUCUAGCAGCGGCAGCAGCAACAUCGGCAUUGCUCCUCCCGCCCCCGAGCCAUGGAGAAGAGGCUGCUCGAGGCGCAACAGUAUAAGGAGGAGGGGAAUCAGCGCUACCGGGAAGGGCGCUAUCGCGACGCCGUGAGCCGCUACCACCGGGCGCUGCUUCAGCUUCGGGGCCUUGAUCCAAGCCUGCCUGCCCCAUUGCCGCCCUUGGGAGCCCGAGGCCCAGUCCUCACCGCGGAGCAGCAGAAGACGCUGGAGAGCACACAGACAGACUGCUACAACAACCUAGCUGCCUGUCUCCUUCAAAUGGAGCCAGUAAACUAUGAACGAGUGAGAGAAUACAGUCAGAAGGUUUUAGAGCGACAGCCUUCCAAUGCCAAGGCCCUAUACCGGGCAGGAGUGGCCUCUUUCCACCUGCAGGACUACGACCAGGCCCGACGAUAUCUUCAGGCUGCCACUGACCAUCAGCCAAAAGAUGCCAAUGUCCGACGAUACCUACAGCGGACGGAAUCGGAACUAAGCAGCUACCACCAAAAGGAAAAACAACUUUAUUUGGGAAUGUUUGGUUAGCCACAGAGACUUUUUUUAACCCUCUUUGUUAUAGGGUGAGCCCUUUGAUUUCUCCUGCCCUUACCACCUGGAACUGGAAGCAAGGGCUUCCGAGCAGAGGAAAUGAGCCUGUUGACCUAACUGGACUGGUACUGGGCUUCCAUCCCUGCACAAAUUCCUCUUAACACAGUUCCUGUUUUCUUCUUCCUGGCCAUCUCUUUGUGUUUUUAUCUCCAGCGUCAUCACUGUAGCUUUGGGGAGGUUUAUCAGAUGAAACACCAGAACCAGCCCUCUAGAUAGAAGGUAGAAUUAAUGAUCUUGGGAUGGAUGGAGGAGAUCCAUUGGCCUGAGGGCAAAUGAUGAGGCUGGCAGGAAAUGUUGUUGGAAACAGAAGUCUUCUACUCUUGUUCCUUAGAGAUCUAAAAAUCAAUGGAACCCUGUUGGACAACUGGAGAUUUUUUUACAUUGGUGUUUGGAUGGCAUUGAAGUCUGGUAGGCUAGGAAAGCCCUUUCUGUGCAGGCCACAUUUUUCCUUUUUUUUUCAUGUUCAUUAAAAUCACAGAUUAGGCCAACUUAACAUACAAUUAGAAUAAUCAUUUCUCCGUUUGGGAUAUUAAACUGACUCUACUCAUGCUUCUCAGACUGAGUUCCCAUGAUGCCACAGGACUCAUGAUUGUUUAUCCCAACAAUAGUCGAGUCCUGCUUUUUUCCUUAUCACCCCAGUUUUUGCUGCUUCUUUCCACAUAAUUAGCAUGUAUUUCUGAAGUAUAAAUAAGCCUCAAAAAUGAACCACAUUAAUUUGACUACAAUAAUGGAGUCAAUGCUGGCCUUUGUAGAAAAUGUGUGAAAGCAGUAUCAGUUCAUCCCCACUAUACGAAGAGUAUUGAAAACCUAAUUCUCUUUCUGCCUGACUGUCCCUAGAUUUUUCAAAGACCUCCGUCCCUCUAAAGUACCCAAGUAAUGCCAGAAAAAGAGAGGACAAGAAUUCCCCAUCCGUGUGGCCUUUUCAGACGCAUCAGGGAUGCAUAUAUUUGGCUGAGGAUAUCCUGGAGAAGGGUCUGAUCUGUCCAUGUAAUUCAUUGUCUGGCACGGGCUUCUUUAAUCAAGGGUUCAUGAGCCUUUUUUUUUUUUUAAAUAACUGUUUCAAUACAAUUUGCUUCCUUUGUA
This is a messenger RNA of Gracilinanus agilis (Agile Gracile Mouse Opossum), 2737 nucleotides long. RefSeq names its product tetratricopeptide repeat domain 9C (gene TTC9C). The record is from RefSeq and is a predicted model, not a curated record. The transcript is spliced from 4 exons. Gene Ontology annotation, molecular function: protein binding. NCBI's taxonomy places the organism in Eukaryota, Metazoa, Chordata, Mammalia, Didelphimorphia, Didelphidae. Bases 1076 to 1591 code for a protein of 171 amino acids.